ACAAGAUACCGGACAAGGCCACGAGAUAAGGUGGAGCUGCCGGUUGGGAUAUAAGGCGACUCUGAGCAGCAGCUCAGCAUCGUCUUGCUCACGAACCACAGAGAAACAUGCACGGGCUCAUCCUCGCUCUUCUCGUGGGUGUCGCUGCGGCGGCCCCAUACAUGUAUGAGGACCACAUCGUGGGUGGCUAUGAGUGCGCUGCCCACUCGCAGCCGUGGCAGGUGUCCCUCAACAUCGGAUACCACUUCUGCGGAGGCUCCCUGAUCAACAGCGAGUGGGUCGUGUCUGCCGCUCACUGCUACCAGACCGCGUCCCGCAUCUCCGUGCGCAUCGGCGAGCACAACAUCUUCGUGACCGAGGGCACCGAGCAGAGGAUCCAGGCCUCCAAGGCGAUCCAGCACCCGCAGUACAACUCCUGGAACAUCGACAACGACAUCAUGCUCAUCAAGCUGUCCUCGCCCGCCACCCUCAACCAGUACGCGCAGCCCAUCGCGCUGCCCUCCUCCUGCGUCAACACCGGAGUCAUGUGCACCAUCUCCGGCUGGGGCGAGACCCAGACCAGCGUCGGCAGUCCCGACGUCCUCAUGUGCGUCCAGGCGCCCGUGCUGAGCGACACCUCCUGCAGGAACUCCUACCCCGGUGACAUCACCAACAACAUGAUCUGCCUGGGAUACCUGGAGGGCGGCAAGGACUCCUGCCAGGGAGACUCCGGCGGCCCCGUCGCGUGCAAUGGCGAGCUGCAGGGCAUCGUGUCCUGGGGCCGUGGUUGCGCCCUGCCCAACUACCCCGGCGUGUACACCAAGGUGUGCAACUACAACGCCUGGAUCGCGCAGACCAUCGCGGCCAACUAAGCGUGGAUCUGGCACACUACUCUACACCGCGACCAUAAUAAUGAUCAUGACGACGAUUGUUAUGGUGUAACAAAAUGAAUAAAAAUGUGAACCAAUAAUUUA
Molecule: messenger RNA, 953 nt
Organism: Lethenteron reissneri (Far Eastern brook lamprey)
Lineage: Eukaryota; Metazoa; Chordata; Hyperoartia; Petromyzontiformes; Petromyzontidae
Product: trypsin-2-like
Biological process (GO): proteolysis
Molecular function (GO): serine-type endopeptidase activity
Source: RefSeq, a predicted model, not a curated record